AUGGCAGGCAUUCUUAUAGGCGUCGGCGCCAUGUUAGUGGGGAAAGCCCUGGUAACGCCUUACGAAAAAUGUCGAGAUUACGAACGCACAGUACGUCAAGUAGGGAAUGACUUGGAAAAUCUCAACAUCGCCCUCGAAAACAUCAGGCAACACGAACUAAAGGAUUCUGCUCUCGAUUUCCUACAUAAGGCCGAGAGACAAUAUGAGCGCUCUGUUAAGGUGCUAAAUCGAUACUAUCCAGAAACCCUCCCCACGACAAGACUGCUGGGCUACAGUAUAGAAAACGGCAGGUACAAACACCUACUUGACAUUGGAGUUGAGGCAAAUCAGACAACAAGAACUCUUAACGACAUACUCGGCGAGGAGCGCUGGAAGAAGAUCAUGUCCAAAGGAGAGGCCGUGAAAAACAAGCUGGACAAGGGCGGGGAUGCUCUGGAUAAGCUGCAAGGGGCGCUUGAUUGCCUGCGUAAGGAUAUCACUGUCCUGAAGACCGCCAGAGACGUCGACGAGGCCGACGUGGCCAUGCAACGUUUGUUAAAGUCAUCCAGACGUGCACUCCAGGUCCAACAACGUACCGGACGUCCAAAGCAUGAAAUGGCUAAGUUGAUAGAAAACCUCAACGACGCUUUCGAGUACCUCCUCAACACUAACAACAAUCGAGAAAAAAAGAGGGCAAUCAAGUACUUGGGUGGCGUCAUUCAGGAUGUCGAUGGCGAAUUGAACAACCUGGGUAUACUCCAGUCCCCGAAACAACAAAGAGAGGUUCAUUACAACCUGGCUCCUCAUGUAGAGGAUGUGACGACCAAUCUGAAAGAGAAAGGUGGACAUGAAUUUGUAGCCCAGGGAAUGAAGCGUAGCAGUAGCUAG
Molecule: messenger RNA, 867 nt
Organism: Neoarthrinium moseri
Lineage: Eukaryota; Fungi; Ascomycota; Sordariomycetes; Amphisphaeriales; Apiosporaceae
Exons: 2
Coding region: 1-867 (288 amino acids)
Source: RefSeq, a predicted model, not a curated record